Messenger RNA from Drosophila bipectinata, 1306 nucleotides. RefSeq names its product aminoacylase-1. Gene Ontology annotation, biological process: amino acid metabolic process. The record is from RefSeq and is a predicted model, not a curated record. Gene Ontology annotation, molecular function: aminoacylase activity. Lineage: Eukaryota; Metazoa; Arthropoda; Insecta; Diptera; Drosophilidae. Gene Ontology annotation, cellular component: cytoplasm.
GCCAUACGGCUCUCAUUGCCUAUUCGGACUUUGUAGACUUCAGUGCAAGACUCUAGCAGCCACUAAUCGAAAAUGAGUUGGGAGAACAACGAGGAAAUUAAAAUUUUCCGGGAGUACUUGCGAAUUCCCACAGUGCACCCUGAUGUGGAUUACACCUCUUGUGUGGAGUUCCUUAAACGUCAGGCCAACUCCUUGAAUCUUCCCGUUGAGGUGGUUUAUCCUGCGGAAAAGAAACCAGUGGUGAUCAUUAAAUGGCUGGGUAGCCAACCGGAACUACCGUCGAUCAUCCUGAACUCCCACACAGAUGUGGUUCCUGUAUUUCCCGAAAAAUGGACUCACGAGCCCUUCGGCGCGGACAUAGAUUCCGAAGGCAGGAUCUUUGCGAGAGGCACUCAGGAUAUGAAAUCUGUGGGAACCCAAUAUCUAGGAGCCAUCCGCCACCUCAAGGCUGGUGGUUUCGAGCCCAAGAGAACGGUCUACGUAACAUUCGUUCCGGAUGAAGAAAUCGGGGGAGCUUUAGGAAUGCAGGAGUUUGUGAAGACUGACUUCUACAAGCAAAUGAAUGUGGGAUUCAGCCUGGACGAAGGAGCCACCAGUGAAACUGAUGUCCAUCACUUAUUCUUCGCGGAACGCCUAAGAUGGGCUCUUAGACUAAAGUUCACUGGGACCUCAGGACAUGGUUCCCUCUUGCUUCCGAAUACUGCCGGCGUAAAACUCAGCUAUGUAAUACAGAAGCUCACAGAGUUCCGGAACUCCCAGGUGGAAGCCUUGGAAAAGGACUCCUCCCUCAGCAAGGGAGACGUGACCACCGUGAAUCUCACCCAACUGAGCGGCGGAGUUCAAAGCAAUGUGGUUCCUCCCGACUUCGAGGCGAUCUUCGACAUGCGCCUGGCCAUCACCCUGGACUUGGUUUCCUUUGAGAAACAAAUCCGAGACUGGUGCGAAGAGGCUGGUGGUGGCAUUGAAGUGGAUUUCUUCAGGAAGGAGCCCUACGUUGGAGCCACCAAGUUGGAUGAUUCGAAUCCCUUCUGGUUGGCUAUUAAAGCGUCUUUCGAUGAACUAGGACUGAAGGUACAUCCCAUUGUGUGUCCUGGCGCCACAGACAGUCGAUACAUUCGUCAAAAGGGAACACCAGCUAUUGGAUUCUCCCCGAUCAUAAACACCACCAUGAGGAUCCAUGACCAUGAUGAGUUUAUUUCGGCCGAUGUAUACUUGAGAGGCAUUGAAGUAUACAAAAAUAUUAUUAGCAAGCUGGCUCAGAUAUGAAAAUUGUAGCUAAAACCCAGAAUUUAGUUCUCAGCAGAAU